Messenger RNA from Setaria italica (foxtail millet), 1195 nucleotides. RefSeq names its product 2-hydroxyisoflavanone dehydratase. The transcript has a single exon. The record is from RefSeq and is a predicted model, not a curated record. The coding region runs from base 102 to 1076 and encodes 324 amino acids. Lineage: Eukaryota; Viridiplantae; Streptophyta; Magnoliopsida; Poales; Poaceae. Gene Ontology annotation, molecular function: hydrolase activity.
CAAUCAUGUGGGCAUGUCGUCGCUCGCUCUCCACCAUUGCACAGAGCACCUCCGCUUAGCAGGCCUCGUAAUCCACGAAGCAAGCCGAAGAGCCCGACGCGAUGGACCACCUGCACGACGAGGUGCAACACGACUUCCCCCCCUUCAUCCGGCAGUACAAGAGCGGCCGCGUCGUCCGCCUCGGCGCCGCCGAUGACACCGUCCCCGCCGGCGCCGACACUGCCCGCACCGGCGUGUCGUCCAAGGACGUCGUCAUCGACCCGAGCACCGGCCUCUGGGCUCGCCUCUACCUCCCGGCGGAGCUCCCCGCCGCCGGGCGCCGAGCCAAGCUCCCCGUCGUCGUCUACUACCACGGCGGCGCCUUCGUCAUCGGGUCGACGGCGAACCGGCCCACGCACGAGUACCUCAACAGCCUGGCAGCCGACGCCGACGUCCUCGUCGUCUCGCCGGAGUACCGCCUCGCCCCGGAGCACCCGCUGCCUACGGCGCACGACGACUCGUGGGAGGGUCUCAAGUGGGUGGCGUCCCACGCGACGGGUGACGGCCCCGCCGAGCCCUGGCUCGUCGAGCACGGCGACCUGUCGCGCGUGUUCCUCGGCGGGGUCAGCGCCGGCGCCAACAUCGCGCACCACAUGACCGCGCGCGCCGGCGAGCACGGCCUCGGCGUGCCCAUCAGAGGGAUGCUGGUCAUCCACCCCUACUUCAUCAGCGAAGCGGCCUUGCGCACGGCGUCGCCGACCGGGGUGAUGAAGGAGAAGUCCGAGGCGUUCUGGCGGUUCGUGUGCCCCGGCACGCCGGGGCUCCACGACCCGCUGUGCAACCCAUUCUCGGAGGCCGCCGGCGGGAGCGCGGCGCGCGUCGGGGCGGAGCGCGUGCUCGUCUGCGUCGCCGAGAAGGACGGGCUCCGGGACAGGGGCGUCUGGUACUACGAGAGCCUCAGGGCCAGCGGCUACCGCGGCGAGGUGGACCUGCACGAGUCCGUGGGCGAGGGGCACGUCUUCCAUCACAGCAAACCGGAUUGCGAGCAAGCGCGGUUGUUGCAUGCGCGCGUGCUGAGUUUCCUCCGUCACGAGUGAGCGUCCGUUCCGAGCUCCAAGGCUCCAAGCUUUUGGUGUGAUGAAUGAUCCAAAUCAGUUGUAUUUCUUGCACGUUUUCUUAUUCACCUUUGAGAUUCAAACCGUGCUUGAAUCGUUCA